Paramecium tetraurelia is the source of this 801-nucleotide messenger RNA. RefSeq lists its product as uncharacterized. Gene Ontology annotation, molecular function: protein tyrosine phosphatase activity. Lineage: Eukaryota; Ciliophora; Oligohymenophorea; Peniculida; Parameciidae. Gene Ontology annotation, biological process: positive regulation of G2/MI transition of meiotic cell cycle; protein dephosphorylation; G2/M transition of mitotic cell cycle. The transcript is spliced from 3 exons. The record is from RefSeq and is a predicted model, not a curated record. Gene Ontology annotation, cellular component: cytoplasm; nucleus.
AUGAAUAGUUCAUCAUCAGAGAUGCCUAAUUUCUUGCAUCUAUUCAAGACUUGUGCUUCAUUAAGUUCCUUUGACUGUGAUUCAAAUCAUUCUACCAAGAGACUUGGGGAUGAAUUGUUAUUAUACAGUCCAUCACGAAGCCAGCAAUUCUCAAACCCAAACAAAAGAAUUGUUAUAGGAGAUGAUUCUUGGUUGAAAAGAGGUGUUACAAUCUCAAGUGAAACGAGCAGUCCAGAAAGAUAAUUUGAAAGACAAGAAUUUUUUAGUUCAUUCAGGGUUCCAAUUAAUUUCUGCGAGGAGCAGGAGGGAUCCAAUAGAUUAGAGCACUUUGAAAAGGAUGCUGUUAAUUAUAUCACUCCUGAAACUUUAUAUAAAAAUGCUAAUGAUAUUACAUUGUUUGAUUGUCGUUAUAAAUUUGAGUUUGAGGGUGGUCACAUCUAUGGUGCAACUCAUCUUUGCAACCCCUUCGAGAUAGAGUCUAUAUUUUUUAAAUAAAUUCCCACUGUAAAACCAGUAAUCGUGCUCUAUUGUGAGUUCUCGGAGAAGCGAAGCAUUUAAAUUUACAAAUAAAUAAGAAACAUAGAUAGAAACCUAAACGACUACCCGAAAUUACAUUAUCCUGAUUUGUAUAUACUUAAUAAAGGAUUUUCAAACUACAGUCUACAGUACCCGUCCCAAGUUGAGGGUAAGUACAUUCGAAUGGAUUCAAAGGAAUAUUCUACCUAAUAUAAAGAAUAAAAAUCUUAGACUGACAAUCAAUGGAAUUCAUUAAAAUUGAAAAAAAGAGAGUAUAAAAAAUGA